AUGCAACGUCUAUUCGCCUUCUGCAGUCCCGACUUCGGCUGCGAUCGCCGUGCGCGCAGCACGUAUGUAUUGGCCGCCGCGAUGGAGCAGCCGAGGUCGUCUGAUCAACGGCGCUUGCAGGACGAGCUCCGACGAGGUAUCUGA
Parastagonospora nodorum SN15 is the source of this 144-nucleotide messenger RNA. RefSeq lists its product as hypothetical. The record is from RefSeq and is a predicted model, not a curated record. The coding region runs from base 1 to 144 and encodes 47 amino acids. Lineage: Eukaryota; Fungi; Ascomycota; Dothideomycetes; Pleosporales; Phaeosphaeriaceae. The transcript is spliced from 2 exons.